Fonticula alba is the source of this 1170-nucleotide messenger RNA. RefSeq lists its product as hypothetical. Lineage: Eukaryota; Rotosphaerida; Fonticulaceae. Bases 1 to 1170 code for a protein of 389 amino acids. The record is from RefSeq and is a predicted model, not a curated record. The transcript has 6 exons.
AUGGCUGGCAUGUUUCCGCUUCCGCGCCUCAUUGUCGGGCUGGCUCUGGGGCUGCUGCUCCUGGCCAGCCAGGUGGCAGGCACGCGGAUCUGGCUGGAUCGGCGCUUCAGUCUGGGUAACGAAGUCCACCUGCCGACCCGGGUUCAAUCGGCCGCGGCCAUCAUCUCCGAGGAUCCGGCCAUCAUUGAACCCGGUGCCACGCUACGCCUGCGCCUGAAAUCCGAUCCGUCGGAUGUUUCCCUGUAUAUUGCCAUGAUGACCACAAAGCAAUACAUGGCCCCCGCUAAGCAGGAGCAUGUGCAGAAAUUCGAAUUCAAGGGUGACAUCGAUGUCACCUUCGCUCUGCCCACCGGUGGCCGGCUUCAUGUGGUGUUGAUCGUCCCGCCCCGGUCGUUCCAGCCACUGCCGCCGCCUCCGGGCCAGGAGUCUGCCGAGGGGAGUUCCUCUCCGGUGCCACAGUACCCGGAUGCCAUCCAGCUGACCGGCACGCUGGACUAUGUCAACCCGAAUGCCGGGCCCUUCACCGUGGACAAUGCCCCCCGGCGCAUUCUGUCAUCGAUCAUGCUCGGCCUCUAUUGCGUGCUGCUGGUGGGCGUUGUGCUGACGCUGGCCGGCCUGCUGGAGCACUUCGGCGAAGGGACCCCCUGGCAGCCGCUCCCCCAGCGGCCGGCCUCGGACUUGGUGGCCAGCGGCCCGGUCGGCACCCGCGGCGGUGGCGGCAGUGGCGCCCUUUCGCGGCUCAACAUCGCACAAUCGUGGAAGAACAAUUCCGUUCGCUGGCCCACCUACUUCCGCCUGCCGUGGCAGCACUUUGAGCCGGCGGUCGAUCCGCGCGUGUUAAAGGAGCUGCAGUUGGUGGCACUGGCCGUGUUCGCCUGCAAGCUCGUCCAAUUCAUCCUGCGGACCAUGUACUAUGAGCUGAAUUAUGUGACGCUCAUGCCGGAUGGCGACCCUCUGUUCCUGCUGUCUCGCCCAGACACGGCCACCGCCUACCCCUUCGCCUAUCUUUUCUAUUUGCAAUCCUUCUUUGGAAUGCUGGCAGACGCCCUGCUCGUGGCGCUGCUGCUCGUGAGCGCCCUCGGCUGGUCCCUGGUGUAUGAGCGGGUGUCCGAGCGCGAGGUCCAGCUCUUCGGCCGUAUGUGCAACACAUGCCUUGGCGAUGGGGACUGA